This is a messenger RNA of Brugia malayi, 2232 nucleotides long. It is a transcript of the gene Bma-pgs-1, whose product is annotated as Phospholipase D. Active site motif family protein. Bases 1 to 2232 code for a protein of 743 amino acids. Gene Ontology annotation, biological process: cardiolipin biosynthetic process. The record is from RefSeq and is a predicted model, not a curated record. The transcript has 15 exons. Gene Ontology annotation, molecular function: CDP-diacylglycerol-glycerol-3-phosphate 3-phosphatidyltransferase activity. NCBI's taxonomy places the organism in Eukaryota, Metazoa, Nematoda, Chromadorea, Rhabditida, Onchocercidae. Gene Ontology annotation, cellular component: mitochondrion.
AUGGAAGAGUUGAAUGAAGCAAAUUACGAUACACUUGAAUGGCUUCCCCAAAAUGCUCCUUAUGUAGAAGUUGAUCCGGAGAAGAUAAAAUUAAUUAAAACUCCAACGGAAUUUUACGAAAAAUUACUGUGCUUGAUUCGAGAAGCGAAAGAAAGAAUCAUAAUCUCAACCUUAUACUUCGGUAACGGCAGUUAUGAAAAAGCUUUGGUGGACGAAUUGGAGAAAGCAUUAGCUAUCAAUCCAAGUUUAAAAAUGAAUAUCCUUGUGGAUUGUCUGAGAGGUACACGUGGUACAACAGAAAACAAUUCAGUCGUGUUAUUAAAAAGGUAUGGAUGCAUUGUGCCCUUUCUUUAUCGAAAUUUUAAAAGACUGACACCUCGUGCAUCAGUGUAUUUAUUCCAUACACCAUGUUUGCGUGGUUUGAAGAAAAUGGUGCUUCCUGAAAAAGUGAAUGAAGUGAUCGGUUUGCAACAUAUGAAACUUUUGGUAUUCGACAAUCAUAUCAUCUUUACCGGGGCUAAUCUUUCAGAUAUUUAUUUCACAAAUCGAUUGGAUAGAUAUAUAGUUAUUGAGAAUUGUCCACAACUUGCAAAUUUUAUUGAUUCAUUGGUUGAAGCUGUUGGAUCAUGCUCAUUCAUGUUGAAUACGCAAGGAACUACCAGUUUAGCGAAAAGAUGCGAUAUUCAUCCUUUUAAAGGGAGCCAUGAGGCAUAUAAGAGUAUGAUGUACGAUCGAGUCAUGUCAACGCUGAAUGCAUUUAGCAAAGAAUGUGAUUUGGGGAACCGUUUUUCUACUGGUACACGGAUAUAUCCGUUGUUACAAAUGGGCAUCGUGUCGAUCAAUCAGGAAUUCAAGUUUUUAAAAAAAUUGUUAUCCAUUCAGAAUCAUCAAUUAUCAUUAACAAUAUCAUCGGGCUAUUUUAAUUUCACUGACACUUACAUUGAUCUCAUAUCAAAUCAAAAUUGCUUCGAAAUGGAUGUCAUUUAUGCAUCACCUCAAGCAAAUGGAUUCUAUCAAGCAUCCGGUUUGUUUGGUUUCAUUCCGCUGAUGUACGUUCAUAUAUCACAUCUUUUCUAUAAAAUAAUGGGUUCGACUAUUCGAAUGUUCGAAUAUAAUAGACCAGGAUGGACCUAUCACGCAAAAGGUCUAUGGAUUGAUUCCAAGCAGUCAUCGCUUUCAGCUACUAUAAUUGGCUCAUCCAAUUUCGGUCAUCGAUCUGUACAUCGAGAUCUCGAAGCGCAGUUCCUUAUAACUACCUGUAGUGAGAAAUUGAAAAGAGGUCUGCAGGAGGAGCGUUCGCGAAUAUUGGAUUAUACAACAAAAGUGGAUGCUGCAACCUUCUUACAACGUGACCAUUUCGUUCCAUUCUGGAUUCGUUUAAUUUCCCGAGCUAAUGCAAUUAAUGUAUAUGUGGGCCGAUUCAUAGUUGACACAUUCAUCUAUCGUCAUUCUUCUCUAAAUAUGGUAUUACUACAAGGUUUAAUAUUUGGUCGUGCUUUAAUGGAAUUGUUAGCACGAAAGGGGCCAACGCCAACAGCAACUGCUAUACGUCUUUCGCAUCGAAAUCGAGCGCAACGUAAAAAUGGAAUGCAUUGUGGAUUUAAACAUACGGUAAAUCCGUAUGAACGUAAAGAAUUACUGCAAAGGCUAGGGAGUUGUUCAGUUCGUCAUUUGUCAUCGGGGACAGCAGCAGCGUCAUCACCGAAGUCGUUGAAUGAGUUUCUUAAGGAUGAAGUUUGGAUUCCAGUUUAUCGUUUUCGAGGAAUUCAUUAUUCUGUUAUGGCUACGAAAGUGAAACUCGCGUUAACAAUAUCAAGUGUAUCAUUGAUACCAUAUAAAUACUGGCAGUAUCUUGAUGAUACAGUAUCCAUUGACCAUUUCAUAUCCAUUUCGGCUUUCGCCUCAUUCACAACAUUAGCAUUUAUCUUCUUUUGCAGAUUUUUCAAUGGCUUAAUAGGUGUGAUUUCGAUGAACGAAACAAAUGAGUAUAUACGAGUCGGAUAUUUGUCAUUUUGGGGGACGAGAUGUAAUAAAUACAUGAAAGUAGAUGAUGUAAUACCGCUUAAUGAAUUAAGUACCGGCAUCAACAACAAAGUUAUCCGGCUUCGACAAUAUUCAUCGAAUGGAAUGCUGCGUCUGUCACUGUUUAAUGCGGAACUUUUAGACAAGGAACGAGCCACUAUCUUGUUCGGUGAUAUUAAUGUCUUUUCUUCUGCCAAAAAAACAGAAUGA